Molecule: messenger RNA, 516 nt
Organism: Phaedon cochleariae (mustard beetle)
Lineage: Eukaryota; Metazoa; Arthropoda; Insecta; Coleoptera; Chrysomelidae
Source: the annotation of a GenBank genome assembly
AUAUUUAGAAAAAAGAAAUCUUGGAAUCUUGGAAAUUGGCUGCUGUUCCCGGUGUUAGCACCGAUUUAGCAAUCUUUGGAAUAACAGUUAAUUCACAUUCUCUACAUUAUUAUAAAAUAUCCCAAGAUGCUGUCCUCACAAUUACUUAAUGGAAUCAAAAACUCUAUCAAAACAGGAGUAUCCAAUCGCAACAUUGGGAUUCUUGCUCCAUGUUUACAGAAAGCCACAGAUCCCAUUCAACAACUAUUUGUGGACAAAAUUCGUGAAUACAAGCAGAAAAGUAGUAGUGGAAAGAAUUUAGUAGAACCAACUCCGGAACUUGAGAAGGAACUGAAAACUGAAUUGGAGAAAGUUGCUAGGCAAUAUGGUGGUGGAUCAGGAGUUGAUAUGACCAAAUUCCCAUCAUUCAAAUUCCAGGACCCUGUUAUUGAUCCAAUUAAUUUGGAAAAGUGAAUGAAAUAUUCCUUAUUCAAUAUAAUAAACAGUAGGCAAUAGAAUGUUGGUUUUUUUAAGAGA